Messenger RNA from Paraphaeosphaeria sporulosa, 5352 nucleotides. RefSeq lists its product as uncharacterized. Lineage: Eukaryota; Fungi; Ascomycota; Dothideomycetes; Pleosporales; Didymosphaeriaceae. Gene Ontology annotation, biological process: fatty acid biosynthetic process; secondary metabolite biosynthetic process. Gene Ontology annotation, molecular function: 3-oxoacyl-[acyl-carrier-protein] synthase activity; phosphopantetheine binding; fatty acid synthase activity. The transcript is spliced from 2 exons. The record is from RefSeq and is a predicted model, not a curated record. Bases 1 to 5352 code for a protein of 1783 amino acids.
AUGGCGAGCGACAACUCAUCCUCUGAUGAGGGCACGGCGGCUCCGAGCCCGUUCGUCGGGACAGCUCCCGAUGCUGGAUGUAGCGAAGACCAUGAUAUCGCGGUCAUCGGCUAUGCCUGCCGCGUAGCAGGUGACAACAACUCUGGAGCCCAACUCUGGGAUUUCCUGAUGAACAAAGGGGAUGCUUGCGGUGAGAUGCCAGCAGAGCGAUGGCAAUCGUGGAGAGAUCGACAGCCAGACAUGGCCAAAACACUGGAUCAGACGACGUCGAAAGGAUACUUUAUCAACGACAUCAAGGGGUUUGACGCACAAUUCUUCGGCAUCUCAGGCCGCGAAGCAGUGCAGAUGGACCCGCAGCAGCGCAUCAGCUUGGAGGUCGCCUGCGAAGCCCUCGAGCACGCAGGCAUCCCGCUACAGAGCCUUGCAGGCUCAGACACUGCUGUCAUUAUGGGCGUCAAUUCGGACGACUAUUCCCGGUUAAUCCUUGAGGAUCUAGACAACAUAGAUGCCUACAUGGGCAUCGGUACAGCAUACUGCGGCAUACCCAACCGCAUUUCGCACGCGCUCGACCUUGCUGGUCCAACCUACGCUGUAGACGGUGCGUGUGCGUCUUCGCUCGUCGCUAUUCACCAAGCCAGACGCGCUUUGCUCGCAGACGAAACGUCUCUUGCCAUAGCGGGAGGCGUUAAUGCACACAUCAGUCCAUACUUGACCCGUGUGCUAGACGUAGCUGGUGCCGUUUCCCCCGAAGGCCGGUGCAGAUCUUUUGACGACUCAGCAUCCGGAUACGGCCGUGGUGAGGGGGCUGGUAUCGUCGUUCUCAAGCGACUCUCAGAUGCUAUCCGAGAUGAGGAUCGAGUGCUCGCCGUGCUCAAGGGAUCUGCAGUAGGCUCGGACGGGAAGACCCUCGGCAUCAUGGCCCCCAACCAGUUCGCACAAGAACAAGUCGCUCGGGAUGCACUCAAGGAAGCCCGCCUCCCAGCUAGCGCCGUGGAAUAUAUCGAGGCACACGCGACAUCCACCCCAGUAGGAGACAAGACCGAAUGUGCAGCCAUGGCGUCGGUCUACGGCUCAGCGCGCCUGCCCAGCUCGCCCGAUUGUUUCAUCGGCUCGAUCAAGCCCAAUAUCGGGCAUUUGGAAGCCGGCGCUGGUGUAAUGGGCUUCAUCAAAGCAGUUAUGACCGUGGAGAAGGGUAUCAUUCCACCACAAGCAAAUCUGGAGAACAUCAGCACAAAAGUUGACUGGAAAGCUGCGAGGAUCCGGCCCGUCAGAGAACCAACACCUUGGGCCACUACCAGGAGGAGGCGCACCGCUGCUGUGGCCUCGUACGGCUACGGCGGAACAGUAGCGCAUGCCAUCGUCCAGGAGGCGCCUAGAUAUUCCUCUUUCCGAGAGAUAAUGGGAAACAAACUGCCGUCAGGCCAGCCGGUCAUGCUGCCCCUCUCGGCGCCGCAGGAUGAGCGCCUCCGCAAGCAGGCUCGAACUUUAGCCGACUGGCUCCAACAGCAGCCGGAUGAGCUCGACAUGAACUCAGUAGCAUGGACGCUGGCGGUCAAACGCAGCCAGCACAGGCGUCGUGCAGCCAUCGUGGCUGAGAGCAAGGCGCAAGCCAUCGAGCUGUUGUCGUCGGUGGCACAAGGCGUGAAUCAUCCCCAAAUCAUUCUUCAAGAAAAAGGUGUCAUCAAAGCACCCGAUUCAUUCAGGAAAGAGGGCGCCGUCUGGGUUUUCAGCGGCCAUGGCGCACAAUGGAAGGGCAUGGGCCGCGUACUCCUGGAGACGGAUCGGGCAUUCGUCGACAUCGUAAAACAGCUCGAACCCAUCAUCAAGGACGAGAUGGGCUUCUCCGUCACUGACGCAUUACUCGCGGGCGAUUGUGACGAGACCGCUAAGGCGCAGGUCCUAACAUAUGUUAUGCACAUCGGCAUCGCUGCCGUUCUGCGUGAGAAGGGAGCUCGACCACAGGCCUGUCUGGGGCAUUCGCUCGGCGAGCUUGCAGCGGCUGUUGUUGCCGGUGCGUUGACUCCAGCUGAGGGAGCCAUCAUAUGUUGCCGGCGAGCUGUGCUCUACCGCCGGGUUGCGGGCAAAGGAGCUAUGGCUCUUGUAAAUCUGUCUGCCUCUGAGGUGGAGAAGGAGCUUAACAGAAGCGAGAGUGGCGACGACAAUCUUGUCAUUGCCAUUUACCCGUCUCCAGAGUCCACUGUCAUUGCGGGCGAUGCGCGCGGUGUGGAUGCUGCCAUCGCACGCUGGCAUGCAAAAGGCAUCAUGGCCAGGAAGGUCAAGACGGAUGUUGCAUUCCACAGCCCCACUCUCGAGCAAUUAGUUGACCCACUGCGUGCUGCUCUUGGUGAGGCUCUGCGACCAAAAGAGCCGUUGAUGCCAAUUUACUCGACGUCACUGGAGGACCCACAAGCUCUCGAUGCCCGUGGGGCCGACUACUGGAUUGGAAACAUGGUGAAGCCAGUGCAGCUUACAAAGGCGGUCCAAGCGGCUACAAGGAAUGGCUUUCGGACCUUCGUCGAAGUGUCGGCACACCCUAUUAUUGCCCAUUCGAUCCAAGAGACCCUCGACGCUGGCGGAGUGGCCGAUGCAGCCAUCAUUCCCACCGGCAUACGCAAUCAGGACGAGAGCAAGAUGAUGCUGCUCGCUCUGGCCAGAUUGCACUGCGCCGGGGAUGUAAUUGCGUUCAAUGAGGGCCUACCUGGAUGGUGGAACCAUGAUGUGCCAGGCACAGCGUGGCAGCAUCAACCUUUCUGGCCAAAGAUUGAGAAGCAAAAACAACGCGCUGGCCACGACCGUUCGGUCGACGUCAAAGGCCACAAGCUGCUCGGGGCGAAGACUAGUAUCAACGGCACGAAAAUGACGCUAUGGCAGGCGUAUUUGCACGCGGGAGCCAAGCCGUUUCCUGGGUUACAUCCCCUUCACGGGUCCGAGAUUGUGCCCGCCGCUGUCCUUCUAAACACCUUUCUCUCGCUGGCACACACUAAUUCGCUGCAAAAUGUUGGACUACGUACACCAGUGGUCGUAGAACCACCACGUGAGGUACAGGUGUUGUUGGACGACGGCAAGAUGUCUGUCUCAUCCAGGCUGGCGGCCGGUGAGGACGAGGAAAACAGCCAUUCGUGGCUGACUAACACCGUGGCGAACAUCGGAGUAGCCAACACAGGGUCUAAAAUCGGACAGACUAUUGACUUGGCCAGCGUCAGAGAACGUCUGUCCGAGACCCUGCCACCGUCCUUCUCCAUUGAUUACCUCGCGAAUGUUGGUGUCUCGGACAUGGGGUUCCCCUGGAAAGUGACAGAGCAUCUGCGCAACGACGAUGAGUUCCUCGCUGUGGUCGAUGCAGACCCGCAGAGCAAAGGCGACUCCCCUCACUGGGGUGGGCAGUCAUGGGCUUCCGUACUGGACGCCAUGACAUCUGUGAGCUCAACCAUAUUCUGGAAGCAGCCGCUGCUACGAAUGCCGACCAGUAUCGACUCUGUAACUCUGCUUCCCGGCGCUUCCGCUCCUAAGGUCACCUACAUGUACGUUCGCAGGCGGACUGAGGACGAGGAGGAGUUCGCAGCCGACAUGGUAGUAUGCGACGAGCAGGGCACUGUGCUAGUCGACGUCGACAACCUGGCAUUCGCGGGCAUCGAGGGCAAUCCAGACAGUAUCAAAACCCACGAGGGCCUGGUACACCGGAUUGCAUGGCCACCGGCACAGCUGGCGGAAGAGAGGCGUGAGUUCGAUGAGGUCGUUUUCCUAGCACCCGAAAGCGCAGCCAAAACAGUGGAAGCGUGGAGCAUGGAUCUGAGCCGCCAGGGUGUGCGAUCGCGGUUUGAGGGCGACCCCAACGCUGUGACCCUCAGCGUGUGUCCAAAGGCGGUGGUGGUAGUCGUGGCCGAGACGACUCAAGAGAUUGACAACGUCGCGGCCGUGUCACUACGCAACUGCGAGCGGCUGGCAACCACUGUGCAGCAACUCUGGAACGCAAAAACCGCGACGACACUGUUCUGCGUAACGCAAGCCGCAUAUGGCGGCAGCAAUGCAGCAGCCCUCUCACAGUCCGCACUGAUAGGACUCGCGCGUAUCGUGCACAGCGAACAUCCAGAGCUGUUUGGAGGUCUGAUCGACACUGAGCAUGCCGCGGCCGCAUUCCCACUGCAGGCGCUUAAAUAUGUGCGCGGCAUCGAUGUGACACGCAUUGAGGAUGGUGUAGCUCGAUGCGCGCGCCUGCGCCCGUUGUUAGAAUCCUCGUUGAAAAGUACUCAGAUGGCUCCGAAUGGUCUCUCCCAGCCCCAUGGCCCCGGAAACGCUAGCAGCGGGACGUUGCGAUUGAUACCCCACCACGCGACCUAUCUCAUCACUGGCGGACUCGGCGCUCUCGGAAUCGAGACGGCACGCUGGAUGGUGGAGAGAGGAGCAACACAUAUCGUGCUUGCGUCACGGCGAGGCGCGAAUGCCGCUGCCGUCCGCAGCAUCGUCAAGCUACAGAAGCGAGGUGCCUCAAUCCACGUCGUGGCGAUUGACAUUGGCGCGGCUGAUGCGCAAGAGCAGCUGCAGCAUGCUAUAGAUAGGCUGAACUUGCCGCCGGUGAAGGGCGUGGUGCACGCGGCUGGGAUGCUGGCCAACGAGACGGUGGCCGACCUGACCCCAGGCGCGCUCAGUGCGGUCGCGAAACCCAAGGUCUCUGGUGCUUUGAACCUGCACCGCAUGUAUCCUCCUGGGACGCUCGAUUUCGCCGUCUGGUACUCGUCCUGCGGUCAGCUGCUAGGCUUUCCAGGGCAGGCUUCGUACGCGGCCGCAAAUGCCUUUUUGGACUCAUUGGCUACCCAUCGCCGCAGCAUGGGCGAUGCAUGCUGCGUCAGUAUUCAGUUCUCCAGCUGGCGUGGACUCGGCAUGUCCACAAGCACGCGGUACAUCGACGCCGAACUUGAGGCCCGCGGUAUUACAGACAUCACUCGCGCAGAGGCCGUGUUCGCGCUGGAGCUGCUUCUGUGUACUGACAUCGACCACGCUGCUGUGCUCCGCGCUCGUCCCUUGGAAGCUGGGGAUCCACUGCCACAUCCCAUUCUGCGGGAUUGUGUCUCACACGUUCCAGCGCCCGUCAAUUUGUCGGGCGGGACGGCUGACACAACGGCCCCCAAGUCGUUGAAGGAGCGCAUUACCGAAUGCGUCGCGGCGGUAUUAUCGCUCUCGGUCGACAGCAUCGACGAGCACACGGCGCUGGUCGAAUUGGGAGUGGACUCAAUUAUGACGGUCGGACUGCGGCGCCACCUGCAGAAGCUGGGGUUGGAUGUGGGACCGACCUACCUCUGGACCUGUCCGACGGUGGCGCAUCUGGUUGCGCACUUCAAGGCUGAGGACUCUUGA